This is a messenger RNA of Penicillium soppii, 945 nucleotides long. RefSeq names its product SDR family NAD(P)-dependent oxidoreductase. NCBI's taxonomy places the organism in Eukaryota, Fungi, Ascomycota, Eurotiomycetes, Eurotiales, Aspergillaceae. The record is from RefSeq and is a predicted model, not a curated record. Bases 1 to 945 code for a protein of 314 amino acids. Gene Ontology annotation, molecular function: oxidoreductase activity. The transcript is spliced from 4 exons.
AUGUCUGGAGCAGCAAACCAGCGUCUUCAGGCCCUCAGCAAGCAGCUUGUUGAGGGCAUUCCCUCCGAGGGCACCUUCGAGGAUAUCCCUCAGAUCCGCCAUAUUGCCUCUGAUUCCGCAGGACCCCGGGUAAAGGACAAGGUGGUUAUCGUGACUGGUGCCAACUCACCGAAUGGAAUUGGUCGUGCCAGUGCGCACCAAUAUGCCAAUAAUGGCGCAAAAGCAGUCUACAUCUGCGACUUCGCUGACAACCAUCUGGAGACACACAAGCGAGAGAUGAAGUCCCUCUACCCCAACGUGGAUGUCCACGUCCGAUCAUUCGACGCAGCCGAUGAAAAGGCCCUGACCGCUGUCAUUGAUGAGGCAAUAAGCCAAUACGGCCGACUAGAUAUCUUUUUCGCCAAUGCAGGCAUCUCAGGCCAAAAUAAGAUUUUUACCGAAGUUGCGGGCGAUGAUUUCUUAGAGACGAUGCGAGUAAAUGCUCUCGGCGUCUUUCUGGCCGCUAAGCACGCGGCUCCGGCUAUGAAAAUCACAUCUGCAUCGAAGCCGUACCCAGGCGGCUCAAUUAUUGGCACCGCUUCGGUAGCAGGAAUCCGGUCCAACGCCGGGUCAACGGAUUACUCAGCCUCAAAGGCAGCGGUUGUCUCCAUUGCGCAGACCGUCUCGUACCAGCUUGCUGGAACAGGCAUUCGGAUCAACGCGAUUUGCCCCGGUCUUAUCGAAACAGGCAUGACGCAGAGUGUGUUCGACCGAGCGCGAGAGCGCGGCACGGAGCGCAAGGUCGGGCAGUUGAACCCAUUGCAGCGGGGUGCUGUUGCUGAUGAGGUCGCGCGUGUUGCGCUGUUCCUUGGUAGUGAUGAGAGUAGCUAUGUUAAUGGACAGGCUUGGGCUGUCUGUGGUGGACUGAGUGCUGGACAUCCAUUUGUUCCUGGGAAGCUUGCUUGA